AUGAAGCGCUCAUCUAAUGUAUUUUGCAGGCGUCAAGAGCUUCAGCAGUUGAGACUGUUGCAGAAAGAAGAGAUGAAAGCCCAGAGUCAGCUGGAGCAACGAAUGCAGAGGGAGAGGGAGAUCAUGUUCCGUCACAUCGAGCAGGAGAUCAUAGGAAAGAAGCAGUAUUAUGAACGAGAGAUUGAGGCCCUGGAGAGACAGAUGGAGCAGACACGGGCACGGAGGGAGCAAGAGCACACCAACCGCCUGCGACAAGAUGCACUCCGUCUCCGAGCUCAGCACCAGAAGGAGAGGAGCAAGAGGAGGGCAGAGCUAAAGGACAAGGUGCAGGAGGAGAUGCUCUUUCUAGAGCAGCAGCAGGAGUUGAACGCAACACUGCAAAAAGUGGUUAAUGAACACAAGAAAAAGGUCAUGAGCAUUGAGAGAGAGAACCUCGGUAAAAUUCACAGCCUCAAAAGUGCUCGUGAGUCUGUCAUUCUAAGACUGGAGGAGCGACAUCUACAGGAGAAAUAUCAGCUUUUCCGUCACCAGGUGGUUGAACAACAUACUCUGCAGAGGCAACAGCUACGCAAAAGGCAUGAGAAGGAAAUGGAGCGACUCAAACAUUACCAAAGCAUCUUGCUGGAAGAACUAAAAAAUCAGCAACAGCAGGAAAGAUCCCGAGCGCAGAAGGCUCAGCGUGCCGAAGCCAGGAAACGCCAAGCUAUGUUCAAAGAGAGACUGAAGAGCCAAGGCAUGAGUCUAUCAGAGCAAAAAGAGAGGAACAAGCAGUUUCAGCAGCAAGAAUCUGCCCGCCAGAAAGAGGAGACUCAAAAGCAGCAGCAGAGGCAAGAACAGGAACUGCAGAAGUUCAAGGAACAUCUGGAAGAGACAUUUAAGGAACUGACACAGAUACAAGAAGAAAAACUAAGAACGUUGCAAGAACAGGAAACAAAGAAGCUACAGCGACUGGAAGCAGAGCACAGCAUGGAGGCUGAACAGUGGAAGGAGCGUCUGAGGCUUAGUAAAGAGAAGCUGGAUGGCGAGUUAGCCUUCAGACAGCAUCAGAUUUCAGACACUGGAAAGCAGCUGCACAAGGAUCAUGACAAACGCUUUUUCCUGGUUUUCACCUUCUUG
Molecule: messenger RNA, 1116 nt
Organism: Staurois parvus
Lineage: Eukaryota; Metazoa; Chordata; Amphibia; Anura; Ranidae
Source: the annotation of a GenBank genome assembly